CUGGUCUGUCAGAUAUAUGAUAAGCCAAGAAGUCAGCUAUAAUACGUUUGCACAACUUCCAAACUGUGGAGGAACUAUCUUGGCAUCGGCUGGGUAUUUGAAUAUUGAAUCGGCUUGUGCCCUGAGACAGCUUACAGGUAAAAUGGCAGCAGCAGGUCCUUACAUGAAAAUUAAAAUUGACCCUCAGAAUCUACAGAUUCAGACGCAUACUGUGGAGAAGUUGCUGGAACCUCUCAUAAUUCAGGUGACCACAUUAAUGAAUUGCCCCCAGAAUCCUUCUGGCAAGAGAAAAGGAUGUUCCAAAAGAGCGCGUGUCAUUCUUGCUUCCGUGGAAGAAGCUACUUGGAACUUGCUGGAUAAAGGGGAGAAAAUUGCCAAAGAGGCGCCUGUCCUGAUGGAAGAACUGAACGCUGCCCUCCACGAGGUUCGCAAAGAAAGUGAAGCUUUGAAGAUAACAGCGAAAAAAUUCACCGACGAUCCUUGUAGUUUAUCUAAAAGAGAGGCGGUUGUGCAAAUAGCACGUGCUCUUUUGACUGCUGUUACCAGGCUUCUUAUUCUGGCAGAUAUGAUUGAUGUUUCAUACCUGCUGCAGCAUCUGACCACAGUGCAGAGAAUGCUUAUGUCUCUUCGAAAUGUAUCCAGUAAAUCAGAACUGCAGAAAACAUAUCAACAUCUUCAGAAAGAAUUGAAGAAGCUGGACCAUUUGGCAUUUAAGCGGCAGCAGGACUUAAAAUCUAACAGUCACCGAGAUGAGAUUGCAGCUGCACGGGCUUCUCUGAAGGAGACGUCGCCUCUUCUGCAUUCAGUUUGCUCCGCUUGCUUGGAACACUCUGAUGUCGCCUCUCUCACUGCCAGCAAGGACUCUGUUUGUGAGGAAAUACAAAAUGCUCUUGAUGCCAUCUCCAAUGCCUCUCAAGGAAUUGGACAUCCAAAAGUUCAACAGGCGCCACAGUCAGCCUCUCUUGGAAGUGCACUCGAUGAACUUGCGAGUUUGGUUGCCUUGGAUUCUCUCACUGUAAGUGAAGACCAAAUAAGACCAUCACUUGAAAAACGGUUGGAGGGAAUUAUCAGUGGAGCUGCUUUAUUAGCCGAUUCCUCCUCUACUCGUGAUCUUCACCGUGAGCGCAUCAUCACCGAGUGUAAUGCCAUCCGCCAAGCUCUUCAAGAUCUUCUUUCAGAGUACAUGAAUAACGCUGACAGGAAGGAAAGAGGGAAUGCCUUGAAUGCAGCAAUAGAUAAUAUGUGCAAGAAAACAAGAGAUCUCCGCAGACAGCUUCGCAAAGCAAUAAUUGAUCAUAUCUCGGACUCCUUCAUGGACACGACUGUGCCACUUCUAGUGCUCACUGAAGCUGCUAAAAGUGGGCAUGAAAAAGAAAUCAAAGAAUACGCUGCAAUAUUUACAGAGCAUACACAGAGACUUAUUGAGGUGGCUAAUCUUGCUUGCUCAGUAUCCACAAAUGAAGAAGGAAUUAACAUUGUCCAAACAGCAGCCAAUCACUUGGAGACUUUGUACCCUCAGGUUAUCAAUGCUGCCGUAGCUCUUGCGGCCAAACCCAAAAGCCAGGUGGUAAAAAACAACAUGGAAAUGUAUAAAGCCACCUGGGAGAAUCACAUACGUAUACUCACAGAAGCUGUGGAUGACAUCACAAGCAUUGAUGACUUUCUUGGAGUAUCAGAAAGUCAUAUUCUGGAGGAUGUGAACAAGUGCAUCAUUGCCCUAAGAGAGCAGAAUUCCGACGAACUGGAUCGGGCAGCUGGUGCCAUCCGUGGGAGGGCAGCAAGAGUGGUGGACAUUGUCUCGGGUGAGAUGGACAAUUAUGAGACUGGAGCCUACACUGAAGGAGUGAUGAGAAAUGUGCGCUAUCUCUCAAAUGCCGUGAUUCCAGAAUUUAUUACUCAAGUCAACACCGCGCUGGAAAACUUAAGCAGGAAUACGAUUCAUCUGUUUGAUGAUAAUCAAUUUGUUGACAUCUCUAAGAAGAUUUACGACACAGUUCAUGACAUUAGAUGUUCAGUUAUGAUGAUUCGGAGCCCAGAAGAGUUAGAAGAUGUAUCUGACCUUGAAGAAGACCAUGAUGCCCACAGUCGCACCAGUAUUCAGACAGAAGGAAAAACUGAUAGGGCAAAGAUGACUCAGUUGCCAGAGGCGGAGAAAGAAAAGAUAGCUGAACAAGUGGCUGAUUUUAAGAAAGUCAAGAGUGAGCUUGAUAAGGAGAUUGAAAUAUGGGAUGACACCAGCAAUGACAUCAUCGUUCUCGCUAAAAGGAUGUGUGUGAUUAUGAUGGAGAUGACAGACUUCGCAAGGGGCAGAGGACCACUGAAGAAUACAUCAGAUGUGAUUAAUGCAGCUAAAAUGAUCUCAGAGUCAGGAUCUAGGAUGGAUGUUCUUGCAAGGCUCAUUUCUAAUCAGUGUCCAGACUGGUCAUGUAAGCAAGACUUACUCGCUUACCUGGAACAGAUCAAGCUCUACUCCCACCAACUCAAAAUCUGCAGCCAAGUCAAAGCUGAAAUCCAGAACUUAGGCGGAGAGCUCAUCAUGUCAGCAUUAGACAGUGUGACUUCGCUGAUUCAAGCUGCCAAAAACCUGAUGAACGCUGUGGUGCAGACGGUGAAAAUGUCCUACAUUGCCUCCACAAAGAUUAUCCGAAUUCAGAGUCCUGCUGGCCCGCGACAUCCUGUGGUGAUGUGGCGGAUGAAGGCUCCCGAAAAGAAACCUUUGAUUAAGAAAGAGAAGCCGGAGGAGAUCUAUGCAGCCGUCAGGAAAGGUUCAGCUAAGAAGAAGAUCCACCCCGUUCAAAUCAUGAGUGAAUUCAGAGGGAGAGAAAUACCCUGAAAUUGUUAUUCUGUUCAUGGCACAGCUUGCCUAGAUGAGGAGGCUGCUGAGAUAAAAAGCUUUACUUUCCCCACUACUUUAAUGCCACGAAUGCACUAACGUUUCACAUGGGUGUGUGUUUAACAUUGUGUUACAUGAAGUCACUUCAUUUGUAGGGGAUGCAAGUUUUUCUACCCAGUUUAAGAGGAGCUAUCCACACAUUAUUUGAAACGUUUAGCUGUGUUUUUGUAUUGAUCACUCACUGGUGUGUUUGGCAUCUCCCCAUUUUGCAUACGCCAUAAAAAUAUUGACAUCUGUUGCACUACUAAUUGAUCAUAAUAUGCCAGGUUUAAUCAUGUGAAGUGUUGUUGGCUCAAAAGUUAAAGUUGCUCACGUGUAUCGUAUCUCAGUAUUUGUUAGCAAAAGUCUGGUCGGGAAUCUGACAUUUUGUAGAAGGGAAUAGAGAGAUAAAAGCAGUGGUGGGAUUCAGCCAGUUCGCACCACUUUGGGAGAACUGGUUGUUAACUUUCUGAGCAGUUUGGUAAACUGGUUGUUGGAAGAAAUCAUUAGGGCAGAGAACUGGUUGUUAAAUUACUUGAAUCUCACCACUGCAUAAAAGGUUCACUUCUAACCACUAUGAAUGGUAUCUGUCUUCCUUAAUCUCAGGUACUCUACCAAAGACCUGAGAAUUUAAGAGUUUGGCGCAGUAUCCUACUGUGUUUCCCCAAAAUUAAGACCCUGCCUUAUAUUUGAGGACCCAGAUUGUUGGGGGCAAUAUGCUGACUCUGUAAACCACUUAGAGAGGGCUGUAAAAGCACUAUGAAGAGGUAUAUGUCUAAGGGCUAUUGCUAUUACUUUUUUGUUUUUGUUUUUUGCCACCAAAAAAGGCACGAGGUCUUAUUUUAGGGGAAUGUCAUCCACUGACCAACUUCACUUGCGCGCGUCACCCCUGGCUUCCUUUUCGCUGUCAGAGGCCUUCAGGAACUUCUUCUUGCCAGCCUUACCAGCUGCAGAAGAAAUGGGCCGGUGAGGCAGGUGUCGGGGUGUGCGAGGCCUGGUUACCAUUCUCUCUGCAGCUCAUCUUUGGGUGUCAUCUUUCUAGUGUACUCCUGGAUUCUCUGGCUGGGGAAUUCGGAGAAUUGAAGUCCAUACAUCUUAAAAGUUACUAAGAUUGAGAUACACUGCUGUAUGGAAUCAAACGUUAGAUUCUGAAGGCGCAGGAUAACAAGAUGGUUGAUGGUUUUGAACUAGUGACAGUGAAGACUCCUGGGGCUACCAUGGAUAGGCAAGAAAAGAAAUGCAUGGUAGAAAAGUAAAUAAAUCCAGACUUCUCACUUGAGGCAGAAAAGAUUAGGCAAAAAUUAAACUACUUUCGACACUUCACAUUAUGUGAAAACCUGUUCCCUUGAAAAGUCGAUAAUGCUGGGAAUGGUGAGAGGAAAUAGAAGAUGAUGCAACUGCAAGAUGGAUGGACUCAGUUACAGUAGGAAUUGAUGCUCCAUUAGAAAACCUUAAACACUAGAUUGAGGGAAAGAUCAUCCUGGGGAAGGUCUUUCUAUGUAAUCUCCAAAAAACUGACACUGACUUGAUGGCACAUAAUCAGACAAUCAGGCAAUUACUACACCUCACUGAUUUUGUUUCAUUUUAUUAAAUAUCGACUAAGUGGAAGAUUACUGAGUGCUUUUAAAAAAAACCUAGUUGUCUAAAGGGAUUAUGUGUACAGCACUUUUAUCUUGCACCUUCACUGGUCCUGGGGUGCCCAUCAUUGGUUGAUUGGGAGCUCUCCAGGCCAAACAAGCCCUUUGAGACUCUCCCUUUCAAUUCCAGUUUCUGGUCCCAUGGGAGACUUUAUCUAGAGCCAAGACCUUGGAGAAGGGCCUUCACUCUUCCUCCCUCAAGGAUAAAAAUCGGGGAUGGGGGGGAGAGCAAUAAAACUUCAGACUCUUCUCUAAAACAGCAAUCUUGAUCAGAGGUGGGCUU
This is a messenger RNA of Ahaetulla prasina, 4792 nucleotides long. It is a transcript of the gene CTNNA3, whose product is annotated as catenin alpha 3. Gene Ontology annotation, molecular function: cadherin binding; beta-catenin binding; actin filament binding. NCBI's taxonomy places the organism in Eukaryota, Metazoa, Chordata, Lepidosauria, Squamata, Colubridae. The transcript has 18 exons. Gene Ontology annotation, cellular component: fascia adherens; adherens junction. The record is from RefSeq and is a predicted model, not a curated record. Gene Ontology annotation, biological process: cell migration; cell-cell adhesion. Bases 17 to 2833 code for a protein of 938 amino acids.